This is a messenger RNA of Leucoraja erinaceus (little skate), 2011 nucleotides long. Its product is annotated as pleckstrin homology domain-containing family A member 2-like. Gene Ontology annotation, cellular component: cytoplasm; membrane. NCBI's taxonomy places the organism in Eukaryota, Metazoa, Chordata, Chondrichthyes, Rajiformes, Rajidae. The transcript has 11 exons. Bases 599 to 1747 code for a protein of 382 amino acids. Gene Ontology annotation, molecular function: PDZ domain binding. The record is from RefSeq and is a predicted model, not a curated record.
AGAUAAACGCAAAGUGCUGGAGUAACUCAGUAUCUGUGUAGUCCACAGCGAUGGGUGACGUCUCGGGACCUUGGUGGGAAAGCAGAAGUUAAAAGCGACCGAAAUAAAAUAACAAGAGUUUGUUUUCCUCUCUCUCUCUCUCUGUGCCAACGAGGAUGAGGAAGAACUGGUCUUUUAGACCGCACCCACCGCCAGUCCGGCCACGCUAACUGUACAUUUGCAUUUGCAGACACUCCUUCUUCUAUCUCAGCUGAACACAGACUGCGAGAGCACUGAGCUCGCUGGCUGGCAGUUGCAGUUGCAAUUCAGUGCCUGCACUUUGCGUGGACAAGGGAGGAGGGGAGUGUAAGUCACCAGCUCCCGUUUGCUGCCGAUAUCUGGGCUGCCGGUGGAACUAUAACCCCAGGGAAGGUGGGGAGGCGAGAGAGAGAGAGAGAAAGACAAGAAGGAAACAAAUAGAACAAUCGUGUGAGCAGCAGAAGUCUGCAGAGCGAAGUUUUUUAUUUGGAAGUUGGCUGGCAACUACUUGCCCGGGGUUCCGCCGGCGAUGAGACUCACUGUUCGCUCCUCUUGGGUGUGAUGAUCAGUGGGAACGGAGAUGCCUUAUGUGGAUCGGUACAGUCGUGUCUGUGGGUUCCUGGACAUCGAGGAGGUCGAGGGCAGCGGGAAGUUCCUGCGGCGAUACUUCAUCUUGGACACGUCGGACAACGCGCUCCUGUGGUACAUGGACAACCCCCAGAACUUGCCACCUGGAACUCAGUACGUCGGCAGCCUACAGCUACCAUACAUCUCCAAGAUCAGUGAAGCUACAGCGAAACAGAAACCAAAAGUUGAAUUUUGCUUUGUCAUAAAUGCAGGCUUACGUCGGUACUUCCUCCUGGCGAAUGACAAGAAGGAUCUCCUUGACUGGGUGGAAGCAUUGAACAAGUCCUGCAAGAUUACAGUGAAUGGAGGAGAAGGUCAGGAGGGCACUGAGCCGCCCACGCACAGCGUCCUGAAACGUUCCGUUAGCGGCAUUCCCGUGUCGGGGAACAAGCCGGCGUGGGGGCCACAGGUGUACAAGAGCGGCUACUGCGUGAAGCAGGGCAUUGUGAGAAAAAGUUGGAAGAGGAGAUACUUCAUACUCGACGAGAACUCGUUCAGUUACUUCAAAUGUGAAACGGAAAAAGAACCUUUACGAGCGAUCCCACUAAAGGACAUUCAGAGAGCUCAGGACUGUAGCUGCAGCCAAGCCCUGAUGAGGGAUAAUUUAUUUGAAUUGGUGACGGCGACCAGAACAUUCUAUGUUCAGGCCGACAGUCCCGCGGAGAUGGACAGCUGGAUAAAGGCAGUCAACCAGGCGAUUAAGCUACAGAAGGUUCCAAGCAAUGCCACAGUGGUCCCGGCUCCAGGAUCCUUCACCGGCAGGACCGUCCCGGCGAUGACGGCCGACCCAGCCGCCCCACCGGCCCCGGCUUCUGCCGACGAGAAACGGCCCCUGGCCAAGUCGUCCUCCGUGGUGCCGUCGUGGCAGCCCUGGACCCCGGUGCCAACCACCACCACCACCACCACCAAGCCGCCCGGCACCAGCACACCGGCGGAGGAAGCCGGAGGGCACCACGACCACCCGCAGUCCCCCACCACGCCGCCGGCCCGCGUGAACGGGCAAGACCAGCGGCGCAGACACCGCUCCCAGCCCGCGCCGCACAAAGAACGCCACUUCGAUUACAAGCUGGACGAUGACGGGAUUCGAACCACCGACGUCUAGCCGAUAUCCUCCUGCGGUUCGCCAUCCUUAGCUUUCACCGCCCAGGCAUGGGGUGCCUCUUGUACAUAGCUUAGCCCGGCUGGCAUCGCUGUGCCCGCUGGUGUUUGGAUGAACUGUGACAGUGCGUUGGAGAGAACAGCUGAGAGAAGGCUGGACAACGAACCUCUGUAUUGGACUUCAUAUUCUCACAGCGGCUUGAGUUAUUGCACAGACCUGUUUACUUGUGUUUACCACCUGUGUUUCGGGGUGUGUGUGUGGGGGGGU